Molecule: messenger RNA, 723 nt
Organism: Rhipicephalus microplus (southern cattle tick)
Lineage: Eukaryota; Metazoa; Arthropoda; Arachnida; Ixodida; Ixodidae
Cellular component (GO): membrane
Source: RefSeq, a predicted model, not a curated record
AUGGCUUCAGUUGUGGUCUUCCUCGGGGCCCUCUAUGCGUACUUUGACCAGGAGUCAACCCCCACCGCGACAUCCGCCAACACAUGGCUGGUGUACCUGUUGCUACAUCUCGAAAUAGUGCUCAUGGUCUUGUCGCUGGGCGUCUUCAUCGUAGCUUCCAUCGGCUUUAUUGGGGCUCUGCGUGAGAACAUUGAGCUAUUGGAUCUGUACACCACGUUGCAGGGGUCGUUCAUCACCACCGAAGCGGUCUUCAUCGUCAUGCUAUUCUUCCUACCCAUAAUCGGGCGCGAGUUUGUCAUCUCGCACAUCACGACCGAAUUCAUCGUCCACUAUCGCGACAAGCUGGAUUACCAAAGGGAGAUCGACUACGUGCAGUCGUCACUGCACUGCUGCGGUAUGACGGAUAACUCGUAUCGGGACUGGAACGCCAACCCGUACUUCAACUGCAGCCCAACCAAUCCCAGCGCAGAGCGUUGUUCGGUGCCGCCUUCGUGCUGUCGGAUAACGGAAGUACCGGACAUCGUCGAUUACAAUAGCGGCACGGGCGCUCAUGAGGCAGAGCCAGUAAAGGCUUCCAAAAGUGGUGCUCCCGAAAGUGCAGGUGCGAGUGCGGAUGGCGACGUCUACGUCACUACACUUUGUGGACGAGGAGUAAUGAACCUCAAGGAGCAGGACGCCUGGAAGGGGUCUCAAACUGCUCUCAGCUAUAGCGGGCUCCGAUAA